Lindgomyces ingoldianus is the source of this 1293-nucleotide messenger RNA. RefSeq names its product G protein alpha subunit. The record is from RefSeq and is a predicted model, not a curated record. The transcript is spliced from 5 exons. Bases 113 to 1174 code for a protein of 353 amino acids. NCBI's taxonomy places the organism in Eukaryota, Fungi, Ascomycota, Dothideomycetes, Pleosporales, Lindgomycetaceae. Gene Ontology annotation, biological process: G protein-coupled receptor signaling pathway. Gene Ontology annotation, cellular component: heterotrimeric G-protein complex. Gene Ontology annotation, molecular function: GTPase activity; G-protein beta/gamma-subunit complex binding; G protein-coupled receptor binding.
UGUACUAACGCCGCUUGCUGCCCAGGUUCCGUGUCGGCUGGCCUCUACGGAAGCAUCGCUUCUCACCACUACCCCCUAAUCUUUCGCAAGCACAGCGUCCACAGCCUUCACAAUGGGCUGCGGAAUGAGCACAGAGGAGAAGGAGGGGAAGCAGAGAAAUGAGGAGAUUGAGAACCAGCUUAAGCGCGACAAAAUGCUGCAGCGCAAUGAGAUUAAAAUGCUUCUUCUCGGUGCCGGUGAAUCUGGCAAAUCGACCAUUCUCAAGCAGAUGAAGCUGAUCCAUGAGGGCGGCUAUUCGCGCGAUGAGCGGGAAUCGUUCAAGGAGAUCAUCUUCAGCAACACGGUGCAGUCGAUGCGCGUCAUUCUCGAGGCAAUGGAGUCGCUCGAGCUACCCCUCGACGACCAACGUGCCGAAUACCACGUCCAGACCAUCUUCAUGCAGCCCGCACAGAUCGAAGGCGAUAGCCUCCCACCAGAAGUUGGCAACGCCAUCUCCGUGCUAUGGAAGGACGCUGGUGUUCAACAAUGUUUCCAGAGAUCGCGAGAAUAUCAACUGAACGAUUCUGCAAAAUACUAUUUCGACUCAAUUGAUCGUAUCGCCGCACCCGACUACAUCCCCAAUGACCAAGACGUGCUUAGAUCGCGUGUCAAGACUACCGGCAUUACAGAGACAACUUUCAUCAUCGGCGACUUGACAUAUCGUAUGUUCGAUGUCGGAGGCCAAAGGUCGGAGCGAAAGAAGUGGAUACAUUGCUUCGAAAACGUCACUACCAUCCUCUUCCUUGUCGCCAUCUCAGAAUACGACCAGUUGCUGUUUGAGGACGAGACGGUAAACCGUAUGCAGGAGGCGCUUACCCUCUUCGAUUCUAUCUGCAACUCGCGGUGGUUCGUCAAGACAUCGAUCAUUCUCUUCUUGAACAAGAUCGACAGGUUCAAGGAGAAACUUCCCGUUAGCCCAAUGAAGAACUACUUCCCCGACUACGAAGGUGGUCCCGACUAUGCUGCGGCUUGCGACUACAUCCUGAACCGGUUCGUCUCGCUGAACCAGCAUGAGACGAAACAAAUCUACACACAUUUCACUUGCGCAACAGACACAAUGCAGAUUCGGUUCGUCAUGGCCGCAGUUAAUGAUAUUAUCAUCCAAGAGAACCUUCGGUUGUGUGGUCUGAUAUAAACCAUUCGGUAUCCCAAGCUUAGAGAAGUGAGGGAGCCUUAACUAGGAAUGGGAUCACGGGUUGCAUGUCUUUGACGUCGGCACUAUCGCCAUGUCAUUCACGGCGUUGUGAAAAUGUU